Arctia plantaginis is the source of this 4959-nucleotide messenger RNA. NCBI's taxonomy places the organism in Eukaryota, Metazoa, Arthropoda, Insecta, Lepidoptera, Erebidae. The record is from the annotation of a GenBank genome assembly.
AUGAGCGCUCCGGAGCCGGCAGUGCUCAACGCACUGAAGGGCUACACGGAGAACAGCGAUAAGUGGCCUGGACCUCGAGCUGUCAAGAUUUACGUUACCUCUGUUUACAAUGAAUUCCGUGAAGAAAGGCGUCAAAUCCUGGAAUUGGUUGGGCCUGAGCUACAGUCAACUUACGAUGAUCGACAUAUUGAGAUCGAUUUCGUGGACAUGCACUACGGCACUGACGGCGGAGAUGAAACCAAUCCGGCGCUAUUACGUCACUAUCUUGAAGAAAUCAAAUGCUGUAACCAAAUAUCGAAAGCUGGCUAUUUCCUGUGUCUCAUUGGUGGUGAACCGUCGUUAUACCAGCCAGUGCUUCCCUUCAAGAUCCCAGAAGCGACAUUUGACGAACUGAUCAAGUCUGAUUCACCACAGUCGGCCCUCGUUCGAGCAUGCUACAGGUUAAACGGCGAUGGCAGUUAUCAUCUUGAGGGAGAUGACAAAUGGUUCAGCAAUUUGCUUGACCGUGAAGAACAACGAAGUCGACUCUUCGAAGUCCAAAAGGCUUUCAACGCUAUAGCGCUUGAGGCCUUGCCAAAAUGCGCUCAAGUUUCUGACCUCCUUCGAAGCCCCGUGGAGAUUCAAUGUGAAUUAGCCUUGGAACUCCUCUCAAGUGGUAAUCAUCCUAAAGGAAUGAUAGCAGUGUUUCGAGACUUGCCAGAAUCUGAACCAGAUGACUCCAAGCUGUCAGUUUUAGCACACACAAGGUUAAAAGAACUGAAACAAAAAAUACAAGAUGCAUUACCAGAAACGCAUGUUAUAAUCUUAGAAUCUUCAUCAGCAGAAUCAUCGAGAACAGACGCAGCGUCUGACAAUGACGAGAGGUUGGCGCCUUUUAGGGAUAAAGUACAAAUUGUAGUCAGUUCACUACUUGACGAGAGCCUUAGCACUGAACCCGAUCAGGGCAAGGGAAGAAAAAAGACUGUACAGGAAGUAUUUCUGGAGCACAUUACUCAUCUUAGGAUAUGUAUAGAACAUAAUCGUUUGUAUAAGGUUAAUGUUAAGCAAAUUGAAGAAACAGCCAAAAGUAUUUUACAUAACGCUAAAGAAAAUUAUGAAAAUCGAACACGACAUCCACCAACACUAAUAUAUGGGCCUGAUGCUUCAGGAAAAACUACCCUGUUGACACAUUUAUAUUUCCAUUGUGAAGAAAUAUUUCCGAAACCUGUUUUGAGGAUAGUAAGAUUUUCCGCUUCUACACCAAGAUCGGCCUAUAACUUGGAGCUUUUAAGAGUUAUGUGUCAGCAAAUUUCCAUAAUUUUGAACAUUCCAGAGGGGUACUUACCAAAAGAUGCAAGUUUUGAUCCCCUCUACAUUAAUAAUUGGUUUCAAAGUUUGUUAAGAAAAUGUGAAGAAAUGGAAAAUGAAAUUCUGUUAAUUUUCAUCGAUAAUGUGCAUAGAGUUAAUCCUUUGGAGUGUGAUAUUGUGACUGGUCUAUCUUGGCUGCCAAUGUCGUUGCCAAGAAAUGUGUUCUUAGUUUGUACGAGUGCCGUAUCCUUGGAGCAACUGCAGUUAACGCCGGCACAAAAAGAAAAAUUUAAGGUUCAGAACUGCUACCAUUUACUGGACGCAAUAGAAGAGACCCCGGAGAAUAAUAGCUACGGAGACUACAUAGAUAGUGCCUUCGAUAACUUAGAAGUUGUAUUCGGAUCUAAAGCGUUUAGUAAAUUAGCAAGUUACAUAACGUGUUCGGAGUUUGGUCUCACAGAGUUGGAGUUAUUGGAACUAUUAAUGCCAAUCAGCAAUAGUGAGGCUGUUAUUACGCUCAAAGACGCUAAUUUCAACUUUUCCACAAUUUGUGUAGCAAAAUGUAUGAUGAACAACUUAAUAUCAGAAAACGUGGUCUCUGGACGUUACACUUGGAGAUGGCGUGCUGCCGCUGCAAGUUCAAGAGCUCGACGACGUUACGUGCGAUCCCAAGCUGCCUUGAGGGACGCCCAUUCAGAUCUUGCAGCAUUACACUUCGCCAACUUCCUCCAAGACGCUGAUGAUACUGACACUUCUGACGCUCAAGAACCUGGUUGUGUAGAUGAUGAUGAUGCCCUCUUGGAUUCGACUCCGUUUCAUUCCGCAAGUAGAACAGCGGCAGCUUUCACACAACGACACGUAGAAGAAUCCUGGUUACAUUUACUACUAGCUGGAGACUUCUCAAAAUUAAAGGAUUUGACUGUCUGCAACUUUGACUUCUUACUUGCUGCGGUACAAACAGUAACGAUAUCGUAUCUACGAUGUAUACUAGAACACGUUCGCUGUUACAUUCUGGAUCGCGAUGUGGAAUUGGUAUACGGAGCUGUAAGGAAAUCUAGCGAUAUCCUUACCAGGGACCCGAUGCAGCUGGGUGCUCAGAUAAUAGCGUGGCUGCGACCGGCAGUGGCACGACGAGGAGUACUUGCUACACUGGUUACGGCCGCCAUGGCGUGGUGUGACGGAUACGACAAACCAUUGCUGGUACCACUAAACGGAUGGCUUCAACCACCGAUAGCCUCAACAGUCCGUGUAGUCUCAGUUGGCGGCUCAACUCCUGGGGCCACCGCAAGACUACUCCAGCUAGCACCUUCCGGACAGCAUUUGGUUCUAGCACCAUCGGCUGGAGACCCUCAGCUCUGGCAUGUCAUGUCUAAUUCCAGAGUACACAUUUUCAAAGGUCACUCGGGAAGAAUCCUGUGCAUGUGCGUGACUCGGGAGUCGCAGUACCUUAUAACAGGCUCCGAGGAUACGAGUGUUAUAGUGUGGGACCUUCACACAUUAGCUGUGAAGACUAAAAUCUUAGAACACAUAGCGCCAGUGCUGUGUGUGGCUGCGAUCGUGAACAGGUCAUUAGUGAUCAGCGGGGGAGAGGAUUCCGCUGUUAUCGUGACAUCACUCGUUGAUGGCGCACUCGUAACAAAACUAGAUCAUCAUAGAGGUUCUGUGACAGGAAUUAAAGUAAUUCAAGAUGGAGAAAUUUUAGUUACCUGCUCCCAAGACGGUACAGUUUGUACUUGGAAUGUAGAUAACUUCACAUUGCUAAGCACUGUGUCAGCUGGUGUGCCAAUACAAGCUAUGGAAGUGACAGACGACAACGUGUUCCUGAUUACACUGCAAGGAGAGAAUGAGUUGCACAUCAGAACUUUCAUUACUGGAACGCAUCUGCAUAUUUUGAAGAGGCAUAAGAACAGGGUUAAAUGUUUCUCCGUGGCACAUGAUUCAUCACGCGCAGCAGUGGCUUGUUCCGAUCAGCGUAUAUACUUAUACAGUUUGCACAGUGCGCAACUACUUCGUACUUUAUCGGUAGCUCAUGACUUAGCAGCGCUGGCGAUCGCUGAUAAGGACCACUUCUUGUUAGCUGCAGGCGGAAACAGAGUAACAAUAUAUUCUUUUCACACGGAGGACAACCUGACGAAUUUCCGACCCACUAAACAGACCAAAAGGCGCCAGACAAAAUCUACAACAAAUGUUUCUCUGCUACAGGCGGAACAGAGUGAACUAAUACCCAUCAGCUGUCUUGAAGUCUCUCGAGACGGGCAACUAGCAGCUAGUGGUUGUGCUCGUGGCCUUGUUAGGGUCUGGCAGCUAUCGACCCAUCGUCUUCAGACGACCCUUAACGGACACAUAGGGCAUGUGACCUGUGUUACAUUUUCACCGAAUAAUUUACUAGUUUUGAGCGGAUCUGAAGACAGAACUGUCGUGGUUUGGCAGUUAGCGGAUAAUUCGCCAUCAUUAACUUAUAAGGGUCACUCUGCAGCCCUGCAAACACUACUUAUGAUGUCAGACGGUCGACGAGCAAUGUCAGGAGAUCGUUCCCGAAAUGUUCACGUAUGGCUCGUUGACUCCGGAAUUGUGCUCCACUCUACAGCUGCACCCACUGCUAGUCUCGACGUCACCCUCAAUAUGAAGUUUGCCGUAUUAUCAGAUGGUGACAACUCAGUUCGUAUCUGGACGUUAGCUGGCGGGGACAGUGGUGAAGAAAAAAGAUCGGUCUCUCACGCGGAACGAAUAACAUGUUUUGCUUUAACUGCUGACUCGCAACAUGUAGUAACUGGUUCAAUGGACAUGUCUUUGAAGGUUUGGAAGUUAGACGGAGGCAAAUUGUCGCAGGUCUUGGUCGGCCAUUCAGACAUAGUCACUUGCGUAGCUGUGUCUAUCACUAAUAAGACGCAAGUGGUAUCAGGAUCUUGGGACUGUAAUCUCAUUGUGUGGGACAUCAACACUGGAUCAGACUUACACCUCUUGUCCGGUCAUCUCGGCAAAGUAUCAUGCGUCAAAGUCACUGGUGAUGGAUCUAUAGCUGUGUCUAGUGCUGAAGAUAAGACCCUUAUUAUCUGGGAAACGAAAAGAGGCCUAGCAUUGACAUCCUUGUCGCUGCAUGUGCCACUACUCGGUUUUCAGAUUACAAGCGAUUGUGCAAGGAUCGUUGUACAUCUUUUGGAUAGGGGUUGCCUUCCAAUGAUCUGUCUGCACAAUACUCCUGCCACGUAUGUCAAGAUUCCAACUUAUGCGGCACCUACCAAGGAUGUCGAUGAACUUCGGCCGUUGGCACCAAAGCGACCGAUGAGAAGAUUGCUAAAGAAAGAAGUAUCUUUAGACACUUAUACUUGGCAGAAGAAAUAUGGGCAUCUUACUUCUGCAGCUAUGAUGGCUCAAGUGGACGAACGGUUAAAGAGGAGGUUCUCGGUAUCAGCUUCAAUGGAAGAAAUUUCGAAAAUACAGGAGGCAAAGAACAAAGAUUUAGGUUCUCAGGUAAGCUUAGGACCAGAAGAAGCGGCUAUAGCGCAAUCACAACACUUCGAUCAGCUCGAAGCUUUGUGGAACAAGAUAUCGCCGCCACGACGACGAUCUAACAAGUCCCUUACAAAACAAAGUUCGUUAAUCGAAAGUCGUUUUGAUUCGUCGGAUGAGGAACACACGCCGGUGGAAGAACAAGAGCACAUGGUCGAGUAA